This is a messenger RNA of Clarias gariepinus (North African catfish), 2040 nucleotides long. RefSeq lists its product as uncharacterized. The record is from RefSeq and is a predicted model, not a curated record. NCBI's taxonomy places the organism in Eukaryota, Metazoa, Chordata, Actinopteri, Siluriformes, Clariidae. The transcript is spliced from 4 exons. The coding region runs from base 708 to 1571 and encodes 287 amino acids.
AAAGGUCCUCAAGCCACCACAAGGUCCUUUAUAAAAGAAUAUAAGACAGUUAAAGUAAACAAGACAUUUUGGACAGACGUCAUUCAUCAAACACACUUUACUCAAUAAUAUAUUCAGAUGACCACCGCAGCUUUAACAAUAAAACAAUGUAAAACAAUAUGAAACAUUACAUCACACUGAGGAAACAGUUUUGAUGUAAUACUUCACUGUUAUCCUUGGUUCUGUAAUGCAAGGUCAGACAGAGGGGAAAUUAUUUUUUUGAAUUAAGUGUGUACACUGGCUAUAUACAACUCUAGAAAUGCAGGAUGUUUUUAGGGUUAGGAGAAAAAAAACUAUACAGUGUAACACUAUAACAGCCUUAAAAACCAUAUAGAAAGGCUGCACAAAAAAAGAAGGUAUUGAGAAAAAAAAAAUUUUAACUUGAAUUUUGGGAGCAUACAUAGUUUUUAUGGAGUGUAUAAUGCGUUUGGGAUGUGCCCUGAGCUCGCCGCAGUGCUUUAUGGGGAUUGUAGUGUCUGAACGUUAAGGAAACGUUGCAGUGACGUUGCGGUAACGUGACAUAACGUUAGCGAGCUAGAGGCAGUUUGACAAGCACUUCCGCCUGUUUUCUUCGCAAGUCUUUUGUCUUAUGUGUUUACCACAAAGAAGAGUUUUUUGGCGUUGUAAAGUCGCGGUUUGUGUACUAGGUAGCGCGGGUGAGUAGAGCGAUGGAAGGUGGUCGCGGGAAGAGCUCGAGCUGGGCGAUGGAGCGGCGGGUGGAGGGGCUCGUGAACAGACACAUGGCAGACAUGGCACUGGAGACACUUCAGCAGCGACUCUCCGCCGUGUCCCAGGAAAUGAACCAUCUGUCUGCUGAAAUAUCCAGACGAGAGGACUCGAAGCGCGUGGAGGAGGAUUUACCGCGUCGGAGUGACACACAUUUCCUCACAGCCUCGCUCCCGGAGGCUUACAGCGAAGAACUAGCGGAGGAAAAAAAGUUGAUGCCAAACACAUCCUCAUCAUCCUCAUCCUCAGCAGAAACUGCAGCUCAAAGAAAAAUCAUAUCACUCCUGCUGGAGAUAAAAGAAGAACAACAAAGGCAGUGGGCCGUGCUGAAAGACCUGCAGGCCAUGAUUCAAGGACACAUGUGUGAGGAGGAUGUUGAAUCUCUGGAUAUAGAUCUACCACUACAGACAAUGGAACAGCUUGAUGAAACAGAGAGGUAUUUGGAGGAUGAUGGGGCACAGAAGAGAAUGGUGUCUCACCUUUCCCGGAUGGGUGGUGCUACAGUGGACGAUGCAGUUAGACGCCUGAUGCAGGCAGUUUUGUCUUUUAGCGUUGGUUCAGAACUGAACUGGGUCGGUCGAGGACAAAAAAGAAGCUUCAGAAAUACCAGACUGCAAGGAGUUUUGUUUCGUGCGUUAAAGAAGACUCCUGUAGGAAAGGAGGCCACACACCAUCAGUUUGCAGAUGUUGUAAAGAAGUGGCUGCGGUUUGCACCAUUCAGACAAGGAGGCAGCGGUCGGAGACAACAUUACAAACCUCCUGUAGAGUUUAUGUGCACCAAGUUUCAUACUGAUACGGAAGGGUGACAACAGUGUAUUAUUGCUUUCAAUCCUGUUUUAACAUAGUUAAAGUAAAAUUCCAAUUUAAAAAUCAUGUUUCCAUGUGAAAGCAUGUUUGGAUUAUCUGAAUCAUGCAUUAUACAGCAUUUAAUCUGUUUAAUGAACGUUAUGUAUCAUUAUUUACAUAACUAGUAUUAUUUAUUACUAUUUUGUAUUAGUUUAAAGACUAGCAUUUUGGCUUUCCAAGUGUUAGUUGCCUGUGUUCCUUUAAGGAAAAACAAUGUAAUGAAAUUCAUGAGUUUGUGACUUAAAAUGUUGAUAUGCUUGUCCAGAUGUCUGCAGAUUAUAAGUGCCUUUCUGAAAAUAGACUUUUGAUUCUGUCCAGUGCAUCUUGGUAUUUAAAUGAUGUCAGAAGAGUGAAGUAGACCCAGACAACAUAAAGCAAUCUGUUAUUUAUAUAAUUCAAACCUCUGAAUGAACAGAUAUUGAGCCUCUG